GGCGGGGCCGGUCUGCAGCAAGUGACCGCGCGGCGGGGACGGCUGCCGGCCCCCUCUGCCCCCUGGGGCGGCGCGGGUCCCGGGCCCCGGGUGCCGGACCCCGGGUGGCGCGUAGAGCCGGUGGUAGAGCCGGCGCGAUGCACGUGCGCUCGCUGCGCGCUCCGGCGCCCCGCAGCUUCGUGGCGCUCUGGGCGCCCCUGUUCCUGCUGCGCUCCGCCCUGGCCGACUUCAGCCUGGACAACGAGGUGCACUCGAGCUUCAUCCACCGGCGCCUCCGCAGCCAGGAGCGGCGGGAGAUGCAGCGCGAGAUCCUCUCCAUCUUGGGCUUGCCCCACCGCCCGCGCCCCCACCUCCAGGGCAAGCACAACUCGGCGCCCAUGUUCAUGCUGGACCUGUACAAUGCCAUGGCGGUGGAGGAGGGCGGCGGGCCCGACGGCCCGGGCUUCUCCUACCCCUACAAGGCCGUCUUCAGUACCCAGGGCCCCCCUCUGGCCAGCCUGCAGGAUAGCCACUUCCUCACCGACGCCGACAUGGUCAUGAGCUUCGUCAACCUCGUGGAGCACGACAAAGAGUUCUUCCACCCGCGCUACCACCACCGGGAGUUCCGGUUUGAUCUUUCCAAGAUCCCCGAGGGAGAGGCUGUGACGGCCGCUGAAUUCCGGAUCUACAAGGACUAUAUAAGGGAACGCUUUGACAAUGAGACGUUCCGGAUCAGCGUGUACCAGGUGCUGCAGGAGCACUUGGGCAGGGAGUCAGACCUGUUUCUGCUCGACAGCCGCACCCUCUGGGCCUCAGAGGAGGGCUGGCUGGUGUUUGAUAUCACAGCCACCAGCAACCACUGGGUGGUCAACCCACGGCACAACCUGGGCCUGCAGCUCUCCGUGGAGACCCUGGAUGGGCAGAGCAUCAACCCCAAGCUGGCAGGUCUGAUCGGGCGGCACGGGCCGCAGAACAAGCAGCCCUUCAUGGUGGCCUUCUUCAAGGCCACGGAGGUCCACCUCCGCAGCGCCCGCUCCACGGGCGGCAAGCAGCGCAGCCAGAACCGCUCCAAGACACCCAAGAACCAGGAGGCCCUGCGGGUGGCCAACGUCGCAGAAAACAGCAGCAGCGAUCAGAGACAGGCCUGCAAGAAGCACGAACUGUAUGUCAGCUUUCGAGACCUGGGCUGGCAGGACUGGAUCAUCGCCCCCGAAGGCUAUGCGGCCUACUACUGCGAGGGGGAGUGCGCCUUCCCUCUGAACUCCUACAUGAACGCCACCAACCACGCCAUUGUGCAGACGCUGGUUCACUUCAUCAACCCGGACACAGUGCCCAAGCCCUGCUGCGCCCCGACGCAGCUCAACGCCAUCUCCGUCCUCUACUUCGACGACAGCGCCAACGUCAUCCUGAAGAAGUACAGGAACAUGGUCGUGCGGGCCUGCGGCUGCCACUAGCCUCCUGGAAGCCGCACCCUUGGGGCCAUGUUUUUCUGGAUCCUUUGCCUCCCACCACCCUGCCUUUAAGGAGCCAGCAAACCCACCUCCUCUUGUGAGACUGUCCCUGUCCCCUCCCCGCCUGGAACGGUGUAGGAACAUGAAGGAAUUCGAGAGGCAAUGCUUUGAUCAGUUUCUCUCCGGCAUCCUACGGACAAGAUCCUACAAGCUGCAGCCAGCACAACCUAGCAGAACACAUCGAGAGAAAACCGGCCCGGCCACGUCCUGGCCUGGAUGUCUCAGCCCUGCGCAGACGCGUCCCUGGGUGGUGUUGAGCACCCCGAAGCCUGGCGCGCAGCUGGAGGCCGCGACGCAGAGGGGUGGGUGCGUCUGAGUCUGCACUCAAGGAAAGCUGACAUGGAAGUUCCUGUACUAAAUGUCACAAUAAAACGAAUGAAUGAAAAUGGUUAGGAUGUGACAGAUAUAUUUUCCUAAACAGUUUAUCCCCAUCUCUCGGUUCACUCUGAUUUCAUAAACAGAAUCUGUGGCCGACGGAGGGGGUGGGUGCCCCCGCUCCAUUCCAUUCUGUUUUCCUUCUGAGGCUUGCACAGGCCUCGUGUUUAUGGGCCACAUCCGAGCUUCGGUCGGGAGGGGAGUGGGCACAUUUCCGCUGGGCGGAGAGGAUACGUUGUCCUCGAUGGAAACACACCCACUGCCCAGCUGGCUGUGUGGGGCAGCGUUCAGAGUCACGUAGGCCCACGGGGCACAUUUGCAGCUGGUUUUCCGCUCCCCUGUGGUAGGGUCAGUGGCCGUGGAGGAGGAAAGCAUUGUGGACAGCACUGGCCGCUUGACCCUGGACUCUGACCCACGUGGCCCUAUUUAAGGCGGCAAGGGCACCUAACUCCCAGUGGGGGGGGGUGCUGCCCUUCCUCUGAGUGCACCUCUCCUUUGUUCUUUGAUACUAACCUUCUGAAGUCAGGGUUCUGACCCUCUGUGGCCACCUCUUUGUCUGCAGACCUCCCUGAGGACUCUGCAAAUAGAACUGGCUCCUCAAAAGAAGGGAAAGUGGCCUGGGGGUGAUCUGCUGGGUGCCUGGUGUGCUGGACAUGAAUAUCAAAUGGAAGUAUCUAGAAGUCAUUUCAAGAGUGACCUCCUCAUCAAGUAUCCUGGCCCAUACACAGGUAGCAUUUCUGACACGGCUGUCCUGUGAGCCUCCCUUGCCUCGGCCAGUGGGUCCCCUAAAUGGCGCGCACCCAUCUCCAGCUGUGACACAGACCUUGGGAAGGAUGGGGCUGUCCAGAACAAAGAGGGGGUUUGGCAGGUGAGGCGCACACCCCUGGAAUCCCAUCUAGUGGGGAACUGUGUCUCCACCUUGAUGUAGAGGCUUCCUGGAAACGUUUGCGCUUUUCUUUUUUCCUCUUCAGUAGCUUGGGCUGCAGCCUUCACUGACGAGACGCUGGGGAGAGUCCCCACUUCACAUUUUGUUUUGUCUGUUGGCAGGUCUGGGGCUUUUGUGUGAUUCUCUCUUGAUGUGAGUUUUCUCACCACCAGUGCCCCAGCCCCUGGCCUCUGAUCAGCGCCACUUGUAGAUGGAACCAUGUAAAGAAAUGAUUUAUGUCCCUCUGAAGCUCUCUUUAGGCCCCUCAACCCCUUCCUCGGUCAAGACGAGCUCGCUUCCCUUCAACCUGUUUGUUUUCCUAUUUAAGACUAUUUAUUAACGGUUGGACCCAUGUACUUUCAGCUGUUGCAUAGAGUAGCCCUCAGCGAAAAGUCUGUAUAAAUAGCCAAAAUAAAAAGGGUUUUGACUUUGCAAUA
Molecule: messenger RNA, 3227 nt
Organism: Talpa occidentalis (Iberian mole)
Lineage: Eukaryota; Metazoa; Chordata; Mammalia; Eulipotyphla; Talpidae
Gene: BMP7
Product: bone morphogenetic protein 7
Exons: 7
Coding region: 138-1433 (431 amino acids)
Biological process (GO): SMAD protein signal transduction
Cellular component (GO): extracellular region
Molecular function (GO): growth factor activity; cytokine activity
Source: RefSeq, a predicted model, not a curated record